Molecule: messenger RNA, 2838 nt
Organism: Anopheles maculipalpis
Lineage: Eukaryota; Metazoa; Arthropoda; Insecta; Diptera; Culicidae
Product: solute carrier family 12 member 9
Exons: 7
Coding region: 15-2834 (939 amino acids)
Biological process (GO): potassium ion import across plasma membrane; cell volume homeostasis; chloride transmembrane transport
Cellular component (GO): membrane
Molecular function (GO): potassium:chloride symporter activity
Source: RefSeq, a predicted model, not a curated record
AACUAGCGAUCAGAAUGAUCGCCCAAAACAAUGUCCGAAGCACUAAUAAUGAUCCCGUAGAAUCGUCUGAAUCAUACCCAAUUACUGGAGGAUCCAACGGUGCGGGAACGUCUCGAUUGUUUAGACAGUUUGGAAGCCUAUUUUCGUCUCCUGCUCCACCGACAGAUCCGGCCGGCUAUGUCGAGUUCGGUAGCAUCUCCGAUCCCGUGGCUAAUUCUGGUCGCACUUUGGGCACGUUUGCUGGCGUGUUUUGUCCCGUAGCAUUAUCAAUGUUUAGUGCGUUAGUGUUUAUUCGAGUGGGUUUCAUCGUAGGCAAUGCUGGUCUCUACGUUACGCUGCUGCAGUUUAUCAUCGCUUACGUCAUUCUGCUUUUCACCGUUUCUUCCGUCUGUGCGAUUUCGACCAACGGCGCCGUUGAGGGUGGUGGUGUAUACUUUAUGAUAAGCCGUACAUUGGGACCGGAAUUUGGUGGCUCGAUCGGAACGCUUUUUUUCCUGGCCAACGUUGUAGGCUGUGGUUUGGCAAUUUCGGGAUGCGCCGAAGGCAUUAUACAAAACUUUGGCCCCUCAGAUGGUACCGGCAGUGGCACAAUUCCAGAUGGCCGGUGGUGGCGUUUUCUAUACUGCAGCUCACUCAACACUCUGAUGCUAAUCGUCGUAUUGAUUGGUGCAGAAAUGUUUGCCAAAACUUCCAUGAUGAUUCUUGGUGUGGUGGUCAUUUGUUUGCUCUCCACUUACAUCAGCUUUCUCACCCAGGGACCGAUGGAAGUUAGCAUACCGCACGAGAACAAUUUGGUCAACUUCACCUCAGCAGCCUAUACCGGGCUACAGGCGGACACGUUGUGGUCGAAUCUGCACGCAAACUAUACGAAGGAUUACACCUCGAACGGGAACCAGGUGAAUUUUGCCGUUGUGUUCGGUGUGUUGUUCUCGGGUGUCACUGGCAUUAUGGCCGGUGCAAACAUGUCGGGAGAGCUAAAAAAUCCUUCGAAAAGCAUUCCAGCGGGCACCCUGUCGGCCGUACUGUUCACAUUCCUGUGCUACAUGGCCCUGUCCGUACUGAUAGCGGCUACCACAACGAGCACUCUGCUGCAGAACAAUUUCCUCUUUCUAGGCCCGAUCAAUCUCUGGCCAACGUUUGUGACGAUCGGCAUCUUGACAGCGACCUUUUCUACCGGACUGAGCAAUUUGAUUGGCGCUAGCCGCGUAAUGGAAGCGCUCGCCAAGGAUCGUGUGUUUGGGCCGCUGAUGAGCUUUGUCGUGAAGGGCACGUACAAGAGUAAUCCAAUCGCUGCCGUAAUCGCCAGCUGGGUGCUGGUGGAAGCAAUCCUGCUGAUUGGUUCGCUCAACACGAUUGCACAAAUCAACUCGGUGUUAUUUAUGCUUUCCUACCUGGCGACCAAUCUGGCCUGUCUAGGUAUCGAGAUUACGGGGGCACCCAACUUCCGUCCGACGUACAAGUAUUUUUCUUGGCAUACCGCAUUUAUCGGUCUGCUCGGGACCGCCAUUAUGAUGUUUGUGAUAAACUCGAUCUACGCGUUGUCCAGUAUUAUUUUAUGCCUUUUACUUGUGAUUGCGCUGCACCUAUUUUCGCCAGCCUCACAAGGCGCACAGUGGGGCUCUAUUUCGCAGGCGCUGAUGUUCCAUCAGGUCCGCAAAUACCUGCUGAUGCUGGAUUCGCGAAAGGAUCAUGUCAAGUUUUGGCGCCCCCAAAUGUUACUGCUCGUGUCCAGUCCGCGCUCAUGCUGUCCACUAAUUCAUUUCGUGAACGACAUGAAGAAGGGUGGUUUGUAUGUGAUUGGGCACGUGAAGGUAGGCGAAUUCGUGGACAAUGAUUCAUCCACUGAUCCAACGAUCGAGGAAUACACACAGUGGCUGUCAUUGGUGGAUCAUAUGAAGGUAAAGGCAUUUGUGGAGCUAACGCUGUCGAGAAGUGUGCGGGAAGGAAUACAACAUCUGAUACGUAUCGCGGGCAUGGGAGCAAUGAAACCGAACACCACCAUCCUCGGAUUCUAUGAUGAAGAGCAAUCGAAGGACUUUUUUGAGUAUGAGGAUUCACCUUAUAAAACGAAUGAGUUUGACGGGAACGGGAUUAAGCUGUUUCCGUAUCGGAAAAGCGGAGAGUCCAAAUCGCUCGGAGUGGUCGAUUACGUACGCAUCAUUGAUGAUGUGCUGAGGAUGAGGAAAAAUUUGUGCCUGUGUCGCCAUUUUCAUCGAUUAGACAAACAAAUGAUUGCGCGCAAUAACCACAUCCGCUACAUCGAUGUGUGGCCAGUGAAUAUCUUCGAGCCGAAGAAUGAGGAUCCGUUUGAUGUCGUUUCGCAGUUUAUGAUGCAGUUGGCCUGUAUCAUAAACAUGUUGCCGGUAUGGAAGAAACUGGAACUGCGUGUAUUUCUAUGCGAAUCUGAAACCUUGUCGGAGAAUAGCGCUGCCUUCGAACGUCCGGCAGAGCAUAGACUUGAUCAACGGUUAAAGUUGUUGAGAAUAUCAGCAUCGAUCCAUAAGAUUCCUGAAUGGAACAAGGACAUUGAUUUUGCAAAACAUCGCACUAUUCUGAAGCAGUUUACUGGCAACAGCGAUAGUAAUCAGAUGAUGGCAGAGGAAAAUAUAAAUCGCUCUAAAUUGUAUAUGCAAAGAAUCAAUCAAAUAAUACGGGAUCGAUCUAACGCAACGGCUGUGACCUUUAUGUAUCUUCCGACACCGCCAGCUACUCCAUCCGUUGACUAUAAGGAAAAGUGUCACCAUUAUCUCGAUCUAUUGACAGAGCUUACGUUCGACCUUCCCCCAACAAUACUGGUGCAUGGUAUUGAUGCUGUGACUUCAACAACUCUGUAGGUUU